UCUCACUUUCCUCUCAAUCCUCUGUGAAGCUCAUGCGAGAGGUAGCAGAGCUCUGAUUUACGCGCCUGCCUCAGCACGGGUUUCAAAAUGAAACUGCUAAACUGAGCAAGUAAAUGGUGUACAGAACAAAAGAACAAAUAAGAAAAAGAACAGCUUGUGGAUAAAAAGAAACAAAGACAAGGUAGUCUAUUGUAUUGCACGUCCUGAAAAUAAACAGCUAUUUUUUAAUUGUUUAUAUAAAGAAGAAAUGCAUUUGCUUGAAUAAAUGAAGAACCUGGUGGAAGCGCACGAGAAGUGUUGAGGUAGAAGGAAUAUAAAGAAAAAUCCGUGCAUUGAAUACAGAUCACCUGGAAUACUAAUCUACCGUUACUUGAAAACAUAACUUCAUUAAACAGAAUCAAGGAUGUAUUAUAGUGAAAUAUUCUACUGUCAUUGAUUCUGUAUCCUAGAACAAUUUCUGGGUGCAACCUGCUUUGGAUUGGAAAGAUUAAAAAAAAAAAAAAAAAAGGAACUGGGAGAAUCGCUCUGCAUUAGAACAUAAGAAAUGAGCAUGUGGAUUCUGGAGGAAACCUGUCUGGCCUACUUGCAUAUGCUCAGUUGGACUACACUUUCGUUUGACUUUCCAAUGUAUGACAAAAAGAUUCAGUUCUUCUUCUGAUGCCCUUCCAGGUCCAAUGAAAAUGUCAACCAACCUCCAGGCGCUUUCUUUGAUUUUAUUCUCAAGAGCCAUUCUGCUUUCACUAAGUGACUCAAACUUUGUUAGAAAGGAAAUCAAGAUAGAGGGAGACCUUGUUUUGGGUGGUCUGUUUCCCAUCCAUGAAAAAGGUGCAGGGAUGGAUGAAUGCGGACGAAUAAAUGAAGACCGAGGGAUUCAGCGUUUAGAGGCUAUGUUAUUUGCUAUUGAUGAAAUCAACAGAAACUCAUACUUACUCCCUGGGAUUGUGCUUGGUGUACACAUUCUGGACACAUGUUCACGGGAUACAUAUGCUUUGGAGCAGUCAUUGGAAUUUGUAAGGGCAUCGCUAACCAAAGUAGAUGAAACAGAGUACAUCUGCCCUGAUGGGUCAUACGCAAUACAAGACAACAGCCCCUUAGUCAUAGCGGGUGUGAUUGGGGGAUCCUACAGCAGUGUUUCUAUACAGGUUGCCAACUUGUUGAGAUUGUUCCAGAUCCCUCAGAUAAGCUAUGCCUCUACUAGUGCAAAACUGAGUGAUAAAUCCAGGUAUGACUACUUUGCAAGGACAGUUCCACCUGAUUUUUACCAGGCCAAGGCAAUGGCUGAGAUCCUGAGGGUGUUCAACUGGACGUAUGUCUCCACAGUGGCCUCUGAAGGUGAUUAUGGAGAGACAGGGAUUGAAGCUUUUGAACAAGAAGCAAGGCUUCGAAACAUCUGUAUUGCCACUUCAGAAAAAGUUGGUAGGUCCAAUGUUAAAAAAUCCUAUGAUACCGUAAUUCGAGAACUGCUGCAGAAACCUACCGCAAAAGUGGUUGUGCUCUUCAUGCGCAGUGAUGAUGCAAAGGAGUUACUGGCUGCUGCCAAUAGGCUAAAUGCAUCCUUCACAUGGAUUGCCAGUGAUGGGUGGGGAGCUCAAGAAAGCAUUGUCAAGGGGAAUGAGAAUGUGGCAAAUGGGGCAAUAACCUUAGAACUUGCCGCCAGUCCUGUUAAGGAAUUUGACAGAUAUUUCCAAACUCUUCACCCUGUGAACAACUUGCGCAACCCUUGGUUCAAGGAUUUCUGGGAACAGAAAUUUCAGUGUGCUUUACAAAAUGGAAAUGGCCAGUUGAAAGCUUGUGAAAAACACAUGUCAAUCGACAGCACUAAUUAUGAACAGGAAUCCAAAAUCAUGUUUGUUAUCAAUGCUGUGUAUGCAAUGGCUCAUGCCUUACACAAGUUGCAGCGGACCUUGUGCUCCAAUACCACUAAGCUGUGUGAUGCCAUGAAACCCCUCGAUGGGAAGAAACUUUACAAGGAUUACUUACUAAAAAUCAACUUCAGUGCCCCUUACUGGCCUCCUGAUGCAGACAACAUUGUGAAGUUUGAUGCUUAUGGAGAUGGAAUUGGCCGCUAUAAUAUAUUUAAUUUCCAGAAAACUUCUGGAAAAUACUCCUAUGUUAAGGUUGGCCAUUGGGCAGAGACUCUGUCCCUGGAAAAUGAACUGAUCCACUGGCCCAGAUACUCAGUCCCCACCUCCCAGUGCAGUGAGCCAUGUGCCAGAAACGAGAUGAAGAACAUGCAGGCAGGGGACUACUGCUGUUGGAUUUGUAUCCCCUGUGAGGCUUAUGAAUACUUAGCUGAUGAGUUCACAUGCAUGGCCUGCAACCCAGGCCAGUGGCCCUCCGAAGAUCUGACAGGCUGCUAUGAUCUCCCUGAAGACUCUAUCAUGUGGGAGGAUGUCUGGGCCAUUGGACCCAUCAGCAUUGCCUGCGUUGGCUUCAUCUGCACCUUUAUGGUUUUGGCAGUCUUCAUCAAACAUGACAACACACCACUGGUUAAAGCCUCAGGCCGUGAACUUUGCUACAUUUUACUAUUUGGUGUCUUUAUGUCCUACUGCAUGACUUUCUUCUUCAUCGCCAAGCCUUCUCCUGCGAUCUGCACCUUGCGCCGCCUAGGCCUUGGAACCUCCUUUGCUGUGUGCUAUUCAGCUCUUCUCACAAAAACAAAUCGCAUUGCCAGGAUAUUCAAUGGUGUGAAGGAGGGGACCCAGCGGCCCAAGUUUAUCAGUCCUAGUUCUCAAGUCUUUAUCUGCAUGAGCCUGAUCUCAGUCCAGAUUGUGUUGGUAUCUGUAUGGCUCAUGUUGGAAAUUCCUGGCACUAGAAGGUUUACUCUGCCUGAAAAGAGGGAGACUGUUAUAUUGAAAUGUAAUGUCAGAGACUCGAGUAUGUUAAUUUCAUUGACAUAUGACGUAGUGCUGGUAAUCCUGUGUACUGUGUAUGCCUUUAAGACCAGGAAGUGUCCCGAAAACUUUAAUGAGGCCAAAUUCAUUGGCUUUACAAUGUACACCACCUGCAUCAUCUGGCUGGCUUUCCUUCCUAUCUUUUAUGUGACCUCUAGUGAUUACAGGGUCCAGACCACUACCAUGUGCAUCUCUGUCAGCCUGAGUGGGUUUGUCGUCCUGGGCUGCAUGUUUGCCCCAAAGGUGCACAUCAUCAUGUUUCAGCCACAAAAGAAUGUAACCAGUCAUAGACUACAUCUGAACAGAUUCAGUGUUAGUGGUACAGCCACCACAUACUCACAUUCAACUGUGAGUACUCAUUACGUCCCAACCAUCUGUAAUGGGAGAGAAAUCGUGGACUCCACCACUUCAUCUCUGUGACUCGCAUUAAACCACCUGAUCUCACUUUCAAACUGUUAAGACUGUUAGAAAACAUAUGCACAUAUUGUGCAUUUCAAGUGGACUAGUAUCAUUUAUGUAGAAAUUGUGUAUUAAAUUAUUUAAGCAGUGUACAUAUAACUGACGUUGUAGAAACCUGUAUAGAAUGUUUUUAGCAUUUUGUGUUUUUGAUAGUUUUAUUAUACUGUGUAAAUAACCAUGAGUUGCUUUGUCAGUUUUACUUAGCAGUAAAGGAAUGAUCUAUUGCAUUUGCAAUAUUAGUUUUCAUCCCCUCUUUUUUUAUAGGCUUCCUUGAUGUAAUUUAUUUAGCAUUAUACACAUGAGGUUCAUUACCGUAAGUUGGUUGUUUAAACAGCACAGUGUUACAGUAUUACAGCGAUACUAUUAAUAAAGAUUGAAUAGAUUAGUAUUCAAUUAACAUGAUUUUUAAAAAAUAGGGUUCUUGUGUUAAAUAUAUUUUUUGCUACUUCAUGCAGAAUUUUAGUUGAUGCUUACUGUAACCGUAGAAUUAAUAACCACAGGUAACAGUUUCAAGUUUAAAUGAAUCCGUAAUAUUAAACACUUAAAUCAUAAACUACAUAAUAAGAAACUCAAUUACACAUGAUUAAUAAAAUGUGCAUUGUAUUCGUGUGCCUGAAUUCACUCAAUAUUGUUUGUUACAAAUGUGGUUAUGUGGAUCCUUGUUGACUGCAUGAAGAGCAGAGAGUGGUAUUAUGACAAGCUAGCAAUUUUCACCUUUUCACAAUUGACUGAUAUUUGGACAUGAGCAAGUAGCAAGCAGAGUUAUGUGAACAUGAAUAGGUCUCCGAAUUACUCUGAUAUGUACUUACCAGUCCAAUGUACUACCGUAAGCAAGAAAUAAACCUCUUUGAUUGAUGCUUGCUUGAUUAAAUUGCAGAUACCCAAAGCUGUAAAUGUUUAUAUUCAAGGCAGUAGUUACGCUUUUGUCAACUGAUAAUAUGAACUAUGAUAAUAAUAAUAA
This is a messenger RNA of Polyodon spathula (Mississippi paddlefish), 4314 nucleotides long. RefSeq names its product metabotropic glutamate receptor 3. Gene Ontology annotation, molecular function: group II metabotropic glutamate receptor activity. The record is from RefSeq and is a predicted model, not a curated record. Gene Ontology annotation, cellular component: membrane. Bases 630 to 3314 code for a protein of 894 amino acids. The transcript is spliced from 8 exons. Gene Ontology annotation, biological process: regulation of synaptic transmission, glutamatergic; G protein-coupled glutamate receptor signaling pathway. Lineage: Eukaryota; Metazoa; Chordata; Actinopteri; Acipenseriformes; Polyodontidae.